GGAAGUUGCAGUUCCGCGGCUGGUCAGUAGGGGAGCCUGUGCUUUAUACUGGUUGGGUGGCGCUCCAUCUGCUGUGUUUCCAACAGCCAAGAAGAUGUCUACUCUAGAGAGAUGACUGGCUAUGCAAGGGUUUAAAGACAGUGUUAAGAAUCACCUCAGGAUUUGUACAAUGCAGUGAACCAAAUGGGUCAUCGCUGCACCCGAGUCCUUUUUCUCGUGCUGCUCCAGGUGCUGCGGACGUUAGCCGAAGAUGGCUCCAUCGAGUGUGUGUGUGUGGGCAGAGACUGCAUGGCACAGCAGUGUAAAGGCGACGAGUGCUAUUCCUCCGUGACCGUCAGAGACGGCGUGCCCUCGUUCCACCGCGGCUGCCUGAUCGGUCCCGAAAGCAGGAGCCUGACCUGCUUGACUUCUCCUUCAGCCAGCCACGCGGUAGAAUGCUGUGCUCGGCCCAUGUGCAACGCCAACGUCUCGGUGGACUCUCUGAUUCAGCUGUUACUCAGAAAUCCAGAAGGAGAACCCAUGCGGUACAGUGUGGAGACUCUGGUACUAUUGGUCCUGGUUCCUUUCGGUGUGUUGGUGCUGCUCGCCAUGCUGGCCGUGCCCGUGUGCCGGCGCCUGCACCCGCGCCAACUGGAGCGACUGCACGAGUUCGACACGGAGCAGGGCGCCAUCGACGGCCUCAUCGCCUCCAACGUGGGCGACAGCACCCUGGCGGACCUGCUGGAUCAUUCCUGCACGUCAGGCAGCGGCUCAGGCCUGCCGUUCCUGGUGCAGAGGACAGUAGCGCGCCAGAUCAGCCUGGUGGAGUGCGUUGGGAAAGGACGAUAUGGAGAGGUGUGGAGAGGACAGUGGCAGGGAGAGAACGUAGCUGUGAAAAUUUUCUCCUCCAGGGACGAGAAGUCGUGGUUUCGGGAAACAGAAAUCUACAAUACGGUUCUGUUACGGCACGAAAAUAUAUUAGGGUUCAUGGCGUCAGACAUGACGUCCCGCAACUCGAGCACUCAGCUGUGGUUGAUCACACACUACCACGAGCAUGGCUCGCUGUAUGAUUACCUGCAGCGCACCGCUGUGUCUGCGGCCGAUGCCCUGAACAUGGCCGCCUCGGUGGCCAGCGGCCUGGUACACCUACACACUGAGAUCCUGGGCACAGAGGGCAAGCCGGCCAUCGCCCACCGUGACCUCAAGAGCAAAAAUAUCCUGGUGAAGAAGGACAUGCGCUGCUGCAUUGCUGACCUCGGUCUGGCAGUCACUCACACGCAAGCAGACAAUCAGCUCGACGUAGGUAACAACCCCAAAGUGGGCACCAAGCGCUACAUGGCCCCCGAGGUGCUAGAUGAGACAAUUCAGAUGGACUGCUUUGAUGCCUAUAAGAGAGUGGACAUCUGGGCGUUUGGCUUGGUGCUGUGGGAGAUUGCCCGACGCACCUACAGUAACGGGAUUGUAGAGGACUACAAGCCUCCAUUCUAUGACCUGGUACCCAAUGACCCCAGCUUUGAGGACAUGCGCAAAGUGGUGUGUGUGGAGCAGCAAAGACCCUUCAUCCCCAAUCGCUGGUUCUCUGAUCCGACUCUCUCGGCCCUGGUGAAGCUGAUGAAGGAGUGCUGGUACCAGAACCCGUCGGCCCGACUGACUGCGCUGCGCAUUAAAAAGACCCUGGAUAAAAUCCUCAGCUCGUUAGAGAAGGGAAAACCGGACUGCUGAGGCCGGCCUUUGGAGUGAUGAUUUUUUUUAAAAUUCCGAACCCGAUUUGAGAUCAGCUCCCUCACGCAUCAAACAUUUUUCCUGUUCGUUCUGUGGAGCCCGGUGCUUUCACGCUCCUGAUCCAGCUUCCUGCGAAUAAAAGCCAAGCCUUUGUGGGGGCUUUUUUUGUUCGCUGUGUUUUUUUCCUUUGAGAUCCAAGAGGAAACAUUCAAGAGAAGUUGUCUGUACUGGGUUUUAACUGAUUUCACUCCCAUCCUUUGCUCGAGUGGUUAUCAGGGAGCUGAUCCUAGAUCUGAGAUGCGUUUGUUUUUAAACAGGAAAGACAAUCUCGCCAUGGAGGAGCGUGAAAUGCAACUCCGGAUACAUGUCGAUCUGCUUGAGCAACGUUUUGGAAAGAAGUUGAUUAAAAGCCGCUUCUCCAUCCUGACAGUCGAGCCUCUUUGGGCGGCCUGGCUUUUUCACACCCUCUUGGAGCGGUGACAUCAUCGUAUCGUUUCUUCCCCGUGCCUGCAUGAUAAAAGCCAUUGGAACGCUUGAGCAUCUUGUGGCAGCCUCUCUCUCUCUCUGUCUUCUCUUACUCUCAGUUGACAAUCGCACACUGCUCAAUUGCUCUUGCACUCUUAGGCAGCUUUAUUUUUAUUUCAUGUUUUUUCUUUUAACACAAGUGCUCCCUCUUGACCUUUUUACAGUGCAUAAAAGUUUUUCCCCCCCUUUCCAUUUAUAUUUAAACGUAAGCGUCCCGGGUUCAGCGUGAAUUUGCGAACAGUACGCAGGCUGUGUUUCAAAACACGCGUAGCCCCUAUUCAUGACUGCGCUUAUCAUUUGUACAAGUGCUGCAUACACGUUCUAACGCCUCAUAAAGCGCUGUAAUUAAUUCUUCAACGGCUUGCAUCGAAUGUUUGUUUUACACCACAGCCUUGUUGAAUUCUUGAUUCUGAUCGGUGUCGGUUAAUUUAAGUGCUGUUAUUUGAAACGUUGAUACAGUGAAGUGUGUUAUUUCUCUUUUUUUUUAGGAAGGAGUCUCCAAAAAGUGUCAGUGCUUUGUCUUUCGAUCGGAGCUUUAUGUGGCAGAAUCGAGUUUUACCGAUGCAACUUAUGAACUUGGACAGACAGAGUUACGAGUUUAGCUUUAUAAACAGACAGAAAAUGUAAGAGUUAGAUUGGAUUGUCGUGAGAAUCAGGGCAAAGACGUAGGACUACCACUACACUUCAGAAAACUGUGACUGUAACCGAAUGUAAUGUAUUUAAAGAUAGGAACACUAAGAGUAGGACAUGAUGUGGCUUAACCCGGCUUCGGUUUCGCCACAUUUCCGAAAGCACGUCUCAUUUCAUCCACCUUACUUACCCUACUCGGCCCUGUGUGAGGGGGGGAAUUGUUUGUUGUUUUUUUUUUGUUUAAAUCGACAAACCUUAGUUGUGUCUCAAAUGAAUAUUUAGCACACUCUAGAACUGUCUUGGGUGGCACGCACUCUCUCGCUGAUGGAUAUUUUGCCUGUUUACGUCUUUCGCCCCCCCCCCGGAAAACAGUUCAAUUAAUGUUGUAGUUGUUCUUUUAAGGAUGUUAAUUCAUUAUGCACAUUUUACCUGCAAAAAAAAUUAUCCACAAUAACCAAAAUAAUUCUCUUUAUUGCCUAAAUGGAUUGAAAUAAGUUCAUUCAUGAGAAAUAGACACAAUCCAGUGUAUUUACAUAAGUGACAAUAAAAUCUCAUGCUGGGUUUAAAACCGCCUUUAAACGUGCCUCCCCCCUUCCUUUUAUUACAAUUGGGGAAAUCUGAAUCCUUUUUUUUUUUUUUUUUUUUUAAUUUAAAAAAAGUGUGCUUGGUUUAUUUUGUGCUACAGCUACGAUGCAAAUGUAUCUACCAGUUUAGCAGUGUGCAAACUGCAAAAAAAAAUAAAAUAAAAA
This is a messenger RNA of Ictalurus punctatus (channel catfish), 3605 nucleotides long. It is a transcript of the gene acvr1l, whose product is annotated as activin A receptor, type 1 like. The record is from RefSeq and is a predicted model, not a curated record. NCBI's taxonomy places the organism in Eukaryota, Metazoa, Chordata, Actinopteri, Siluriformes, Ictaluridae. The transcript is spliced from 11 exons. Gene Ontology annotation, biological process: protein phosphorylation; dorsal/ventral pattern formation; cellular response to growth factor stimulus. Gene Ontology annotation, molecular function: ATP binding; SMAD binding; transforming growth factor beta receptor activity, type I. The coding region runs from base 184 to 1701 and encodes 505 amino acids. Gene Ontology annotation, cellular component: plasma membrane; BMP receptor complex.